UCCCGAGAACCAUCAACGGCGAGAGGAUAACACCACCACCCAGGAAACCGAUAAGAGGCACCCACACGAGCACAGGGAAAGCCGGAGGAGCAAGCGCGACGCGAGGGAAGGCAGCCAUGGCGCUCUCCCUCUCCACCUCCUUCCUGCCGACCCCGGCCACGAGGACCACCCUCCACUCCCUCGUCCCAUCCCAGAGGAUGCGGUGCUCGAUGCGGAAGAAGGGGCUGCACCCGGAGAUCUACGAGGACGCGAAGGUGUACUGCAACGGGGAGCUGGUGCUGGUGACGGGGGGCACCAAGCCGGAGUACACGGUGGACGUGUGGUCCGGGAACCACCCCUACUACGUCGGCGACACCUCGGCGAUGGUCGUCAUGGACAGCCAGAUCGAGAAGUUCCGCAAGAAGUGGGGGCACAUCAAGGAGUACUGGCCCGAGGACCAGUGGAGGGAGAUGCACCCCGACGGCGACCCGGAGUUCGACCCGGAGGAGGAAUCCGCCGGCGCCAACUGAAGCCCUCCCUGCCUAGCCUCUCGCCUCCGCCCGCCCGGUGGGUGCUCCGCCUUACCGAUGCUGUUCCUCUUUCGGUUGAUUUGGGAAAUUACGUAAAAAAUGGAUUAGCUACUCUGCUUGAACCUUCCGCUACACAUGCAUUUGCUUUGCUCUCUAGGUGUUCGAUCAAUGUUCUCUAUGGAUACAUAUGACAAUUUCUGGCAUCGAACUGUUUGCAAACACUCUUGACAUCGAUAUAAAAUGGAGAUAUUUCGUACUCUGUA
Molecule: messenger RNA, 772 nt
Organism: Oryza brachyantha (malo sina)
Lineage: Eukaryota; Viridiplantae; Streptophyta; Magnoliopsida; Poales; Poaceae
Product: 50S ribosomal protein L31
Exons: 2
Coding region: 117-509 (130 amino acids)
Biological process (GO): translation
Cellular component (GO): ribosome
Molecular function (GO): structural constituent of ribosome
Source: RefSeq, a predicted model, not a curated record